UCCUCUGUCGGACCUUCAGCCAGCGAACUACGGCACCGUCAUCCGUCCGUGACUUGGCAUUCUCGCCACGUCAGACGACCCGGUUCGUCGGAGUCCAAGAGAACGGUGCCGUCUGUAUCUGGGAUCUCCGCCAAGAGGCGCGUCCUUGGCUCACUUUUCAGGGCCACUCCUGCUGCAUUCUUACUGUUGACUGGCACUCUGCAACAUCCUGCUCCGCAGACGAAGGGUGGGUGACAUUAUUUUGGUUGAGCAAUUUGAGAAUAAUCCUUUUUGCGAACGAUAUCUCUGGCAUUUUUGUAUCAUGGAGUAGCUUCACCAAAGCCGAUAACAGUAGUUGCACCGUUCUUGUCUUAACUUUCGCUAUCAAAAGAUCGUGA
This is a messenger RNA of Protopolystoma xenopodis, 377 nucleotides long. The record is from the annotation of a GenBank genome assembly. Lineage: Eukaryota; Metazoa; Platyhelminthes; Monogenea; Polystomatidea; Polystomatidae.